UGCAAUGUGAUACUGUAAAAUCGUCGUGUGACAGGAGCAAUGAUUUUAUUCCCGCGGAUAUUGUCGACUAGGUUCCAUCCGCGAUGCAUCGUAUGCACUGUGUGUCAAAUAUCGAGGCGAAGCUUUCACAGGAAGCUUCCUCGUCAAGCUUUACCCCCAACAAUAUUGUCCGAGGUGUUCGCCGGUAUCAAGACCAAGAAAAUCGUGGCCGCUGACUUUGGCAAAGAUGCCACUGCCGGAUCUGAUUUACAGAGAGCGGUCAGUUUCGAACCUCUGUGCUUAAAAGAAGAACUACUAUGCAAAGUGACCGACCCAGUCAGGGACUGCUGUCACAAAGUGUCGAUCGUAGGAUCUGGUAUGGUCGGCGUAGCGAUCGCGAACGCGAUUCUAUUCCAGAGGAUCUCUUCGCACGUCGCCAUGGUCGAUGCUUUCCCGAAGAAACUAGAAGGAGAAGGAAUGGACUAUUGCCAUGGAUCGGUGUUUCUCGGGGAUCCGCGCAUCGAGUUCGAUACAGAUUUCUGCAUCACGAGCAAUUCGAAGGUGAUUAUAUUAGCGGCGGGCGUGCGUCAGGUAAAAGGGGAAUCCCGUUUAGACUUGGUGCAACGAAAUUCGGAGAUACUGAAAAACAUAGUGCCGACAUUGGCGAGCUACAGCCCGCACGCGGUGUUCCUGAUUGUUUCGAAUCCAGUUGACAUUUUGUCGUGGGUAACGUGGAAAGUGAGCGGGUUACCGGUCAAUCGAGUUAUCGGAAGUGGAACUCAUCUCGAUUCAGCGAGGUUUCGUUACCUGAUCGCCGAUCGCAUCGGAAUGGCCCCGAGCUCGGUGCACGCGCAGAUCAUCGGCGAGCACGGCGACAGUCAGGUUCCACUCUGGUCCGGAGUGAAUGUCGCGGGAGUGCAGUUUCGCGAUAUACUGCCGAAUAUCGGCCUCGAAACCGACGACGAGAGGUGGUUCGAAGUUGCUAAGGAAGUCGUUAGAUUAGGUCCUACUGUAAGGUGUCUGAAGGGGUACACGAACACGGCUAUCGGUCUUUCGGUUGCAGACAUCGUUAACGCUAUAUUGAGCAACUCGCAGAGAGUUAUGCCUGUGUCGACCUUGAUCCAAGGUCACCACGAAAUCUGUCAAGAAGUAUUUCUAUCACUGCCAUGCGCCAUCGGCGAGAGCGGUAUCACGAAUAUCAUACGGAUGCGAAUUACAGAGACCGAGAAGAAGUUGUUCCAGGCAUCGGCGAACAUGGUGUAUAACGUACAGAAAGACGUAAAAACUUCGUGA
Nomia melanderi (Alkali bee) is the source of this 1272-nucleotide messenger RNA. RefSeq names its product L-lactate dehydrogenase. Gene Ontology annotation, biological process: pyruvate metabolic process; lactate metabolic process. Lineage: Eukaryota; Metazoa; Arthropoda; Insecta; Hymenoptera; Halictidae. The record is from RefSeq and is a predicted model, not a curated record. Gene Ontology annotation, cellular component: cytoplasm. Gene Ontology annotation, molecular function: L-lactate dehydrogenase (NAD+) activity.